Cuscuta campestris is the source of this 3550-nucleotide messenger RNA. The record is from the annotation of a GenBank genome assembly. NCBI's taxonomy places the organism in Eukaryota, Viridiplantae, Streptophyta, Magnoliopsida, Solanales, Convolvulaceae.
CUUUAGCAUUUUUGGAUUCCACCUUUUAUCUCUCAAUCUCAGUCUUCUGGCUGUGAAUCUUCUUCUCCAUCUCAGCCUCUCAAUCUCCAGGCAGAAGAGGCAAGAAAGAUAGUUCUAAUACCAACUGGAGGAAUCAAGAAGUAAUACACUUAAAGCGAUUGAAUUAGAGGGAAAUGGCAAUGGCGGUUGCAACCCCAGCAGCAGCCUUUUCUACUACCGGUUUCUUUCCCGGGGUUUAUCCCCUCCCCGGAUGCAACCGGCUACUGGCCGGAGGAACAGUACCGCUCCAUCUUCUUGGGACUAAAUCGGCGCAACUCAGAGCUGCUGGGUUGAGGAGGAGGAGGAGGCGGAGCCGCCCCACUAUAGUUGCAGCUUUAGGAGGUCUCUUCGCCGGGAUCUUCAAGUCCGCCGAUUCCGGCGAGUCCACUCGAAAGCUGUACUCCUCCGCCCUCUCACUAACUAACGGCUUUGAGUCUCAAAUGUCUUCGUUAUCAGACUCUCAAUUGAGGGAUAUGACCGCCACUUUCCAACAGCGGACCCGCGCGGGUGAAUCUUUGGACUCCAUUUUACCUGAAGCAUUUGCUGUUGUAAGAGAGGCUUCAAGACGGGUUCUCGGGCUCCGUCCUUUUGAUGUGCAGCUUAUAGGGGGCAUGGUUCUUCAUAAGGGACAAAUAGCUGAAAUGAGGACUGGGGAAGGAAAGACACUUGUUGCUAUACUACCGGCAUAUUUGAAUGCAUUGACUGGAAAGGGAGUUCACGUUGUUACAGUAAAUGAUUAUUUAGCCAGACGAGAUUGUGAAUGGGUUGGACAAGUUCCUCGCUUUCUUGGACUAAAAGUUGGCCUGAUUCAACAAAAUAUGACAAGUGAGCAGCGGAGAGAAAAUUAUCAAUGUGACAUCACAUAUGUGACUAACAGUGAGCUGGGAUUUGAUUACCUGAGAGAUAAUCUUGCCACGGAAAAGUGUGGACGAGCUUGUGUUGAGACGUUUUAAUUACUGUGUAAUUGAUGAGGUUGAUUCUAUCCUAAUUGAUGAGGCCAGGACUCCUCUUAUCAUUUCUGGACCUGCUGAAAAGCCAAGUGAUCAAUAUUAUAAAGCUGCUAAGAUAGCUGCAGCCUUUGAACGAGAUAUACAUUACACAGUUGAUGAGAAGCAAAAAACUGUUUUGCUCACAGAGCAAGGUUAUGCGGAUGCUGAAGAAAUUCUAGACGUGAAAGAUUUAUAUGAUCCACAAGAGCAAUGGGCCUCAUAUUUAUUGAAUGCAAUAAAAGCAAAGGAACUUUUUCUCAGAGAUGUGAACUAUAUCAUUCGUGGCAAGGAUGUCUUUAUAGUUGACGAGUUUACUGGUCGGGUCAUGCAGGGGAGACGUUGGAGUGAUGGACUUCAUCAGGCAGUUGAAGCAAAAGAAGGUUUACCUAUCCAGAAUGAGACUGUAACGUUGGCUUCAAUAAGUUACCAGAACUUCUUUCUCCAGUUUCCAAAGCUCUGUGGCAUGACUGGCACUGCUGCAACAGAAAGUGCAGAGUUUGAGAGCAUAUACAACCUGAAGGUUACAAUUGUCCCCACAAACAAGCCCAUGAUUAGGAAGGAUGAGUCAGAUGUAGUGUUUAGGGCAACCACAGGAAAGUGGAGGGCUGUGGUUGUGGAGAUUUCUAGAAUGCAUAAAAUAGGCCGGCCUGUGCUUGUUGGUACAACCAGUGUUGAACAAAGUGACACGUUGUCAAAACAACUGCGGGAUGCUGGAAUCCCGCACGAGGUGCUCAAUGCAAAGCCUGAGAAUGUAGAAAGAGAAGCUGAAAUUGUGGCACAGAGUGGCCGUCUAGGGGCAGUUACAAUUGCCACUAACAUGGCAGGACGUGGUACUGAUAUUAUCCUUGGUGGCAAUGCAGAGUUCAUGGCUAGAUUGAAGUUAAGAGAGAUGUUAAUGCCAAGAGUUGUUAAACCAGCAGAAGGGGCAUCUAUUUCCAUAAAGAAACCUCCUCCAGUAAAGACAUGGAAGGUGAAUGAAAGUCUAUUUCCAUGUAAGUUAUCUAAAGAAAUUUAUAAGCUAGCUGAGGAAACUGUGCAACUAGCUAUAAAAAUAUGGGGCCCAAGAUCCUUGACUGAACUUGAAGCAGAGGAGCGACUGUCUUAUUCCUGUGAAAAGGGACCUGUGCAAGAUGAAGUAAUAUCAAAACUUCGUUGUGCUUUCCUGGAAAUUAAAAGCGAGUUUAAAUUUUAUACAGAUGAAGAGAAACAAAAGGUUAUAUCAUCUGGUGGACUCCAUGUAAUUGGUACUGAGCGUCAUGAGUCGCGUCGAAUUGACAAUCAGCUGCGAGGUAGAAGUGGAAGGCAAGGAGAUCCCGGAAGUUCACGUUUUUUCCUUAGCCUUGAAGACAACUUAUUCCGUAUCUUUGGAGGGGAUCGUAUCCAGGGGUUAAUGAGAGCGUUUAGGGUGGAAGACCUACCGAUUGAAUCGAAAAUGCUGACAAAAGCAUUAGAUGAAGCUCAACGGAAGGUUGAAAACUACUUUUUUGAUAUUCGUAAGCAACUAUUUGAAUUUGAUGAGGUCUUAAAUAGCCAAAGAGAUCGUAUCUACAGUGAGAGGAGGAUGGCCCUAGAAGCAGAUGAUCUUCAAUCACUUCUCAAUGAAUAUGCUGAGCUGACAAUGGAUGACAUCCUAGAGGCAAAUGUCAGUCCUGAUUCUCCAAGAGACGCCUGGGAUCUCGAGAAGCUUAUUGCUAAACUCCAACAGUAUUGCUAUCUGUUGAGUGAUUUGACCCCUAGCUUACUGGCUGAUAAAUGCUCAAAUUAUGAGGAAAUGCGGGAAUAUCUCAGGUUACAUGGUCGAGAAGCAUAUCAACAGAAAAGGGGGCUUGUGGAGAAUCAAGCUCCAGGAUUGAUGAAGGAGGCAGAGAAGUUCUUAAUCUUGAACAACAUUGAUAGACUGUGGAAAGAGCACUUGCAAGCACUAAAGUUUGUACAGCAGGCUGUGGGCUUGCGAGGAUAUGCACAGAAGGAUCCCCUAAUUGAGUAUAAGCUUGAAGGAUACAACCUUUUCAUUGAGAUGAUGGCACAAAUACGUAGGAAUGUUAUAUAUUCUGUCUACCAGUUUCAACCCGUCAUAGUGAAGGAACAAGAUAAAAUAGCUAGGGAAACAGAAAGUCUCAAUGCAAAUGAGAAGAGUGAAGAUGAAGUUGCUAAUAAUUCUUCUCCAGCUGCUACGCAGCCUAGUGCACGAGGCACCCAAUAAGCAUGAUCACAUCUGGAGGGUACAUACGAAAUAGAUUACUGGUUUUUUUUAUUAUUGAUUAGGGAGAGUUUGGGUGGGUCUGAAAACACUUUCGUGUAUUCAAAUGCUGCACUGAAAAACAAAAUGCAGACAUGGAUUUGAUCCGUCGUGUUCGAAACUCAUCAAAUGCAAGAUUGAUGUUUGAUUCAUCAUGUUUGAAACAUAUGUAAUACAACAAGAUUGAUUGCCUCACCGAGAAAGGAAUGCUUGUAUUAAAAUGCACAUCACACUUCAUUUUGGGCAUACACACUUUAAACGACAAGAAACACAUUGAUGCCGU